Hypoxylon fragiforme is the source of this 2535-nucleotide messenger RNA. Its product is annotated as TPR-like protein. Bases 115 to 2118 code for a protein of 667 amino acids. The transcript has 3 exons. Gene Ontology annotation, molecular function: protein binding. Gene Ontology annotation, biological process: cell division. NCBI's taxonomy places the organism in Eukaryota, Fungi, Ascomycota, Sordariomycetes, Xylariales, Hypoxylaceae. Gene Ontology annotation, cellular component: anaphase-promoting complex. The record is from RefSeq and is a predicted model, not a curated record.
UGCCCCCCUUGAUCAAUUGCUUUGGAGCUACGACGCCUCGCGACGCGGUGUUGGAGCUAUUGCAUAUAACCGCGCCUUCACGAACAUCCACAAACCUAUAGCAAGAAUAUCACCAUGUCACUGACCGAUCGAGAAAAAUCACAACUUCGAAGCGCUCUACAGGAAGCGGUCACGAAGUGCUCAGAAAGAUGUCUUUACCAAUCAUCAAAAUGGGCAGCUGAGCUUCUCAACGCUAUCCCCGAAGCCGAAGCAUCGCCUGACGACUCACAACUUUCCGAUGUUUCUGCAAAUGCGUCGACAAUACUGGCACCGAAUGUAGACCCCGACGAAGCUUUAUUAGAGGCCAAGGAGAUCAACAAGUUUCUCUUAGCUAAGUCUUUCUUCGAUUGUCGUGAAUAUGAUCGAUGUGCCGCCGUCUUCUUGCCCGACUCCAUACUAGCUGGCAUCGUAACUUCCAAAGAGCCCAAAAAUGUGACCCCAAAGGGCAAAGGAAAAGGAAAGGUUGCCACUGGCACUCCCAAAGUCCCCAGUGCAACAUCCUUACCAGUCCUGAGCCAACGAAGUUUGUUUCUUGCCCUAUACGCCAAAUAUCUAUCUGGGGAGAAACGAAAAGAUGAAGACACCGAGAUGGUAAUGGGACCGCAAGACAUUGGCACUUGUGUCAAUAAGCAAUUACGGACCGUGAGCCGCAUUCUCGAAACCUGGUUUGAUCUACGAAAGACAGACGAUGAUGACGUGAUCGAAGGAAGCCAAGGGUGGCUCGAGUAUCUCUAUGGAUUGGUCCUUUCCAAGGAGAAGAACGAAGACUUAGCAAUGUACUGGCUGAUUCGCAGCGUACACCUAUUCCCAAUGAAUUGGGGUGCCUGGUUGGAGAUGACUUCACUCAUUUCGCGAGUGGAAGACUUAAAUCGAGUAAUGCCUCGAUUGCCACAAAACAUCGUCUCUUUCAUGUUCCAUAUUCACACCUCUCUUGAACUAUACCAGCACGACGCUACCCUCGCCACCUCGCUCGAUCAACUACUACACAUAUUCCCGACGUCAUCUUUCCUUCUCACCUGCGACGCGCUACUCUCUUAUCAUGCGAAAGAUCUCGUUGCAGCCGAGCAACACUUCAGUCGAAUUCUUUCUUUACACCCACACCGACUUGAUUCCCUCGACCACUAUUCUAACAUACUCUACGUCAUGAACUCACGACCGAAACUUGCAUUUUUAGCACACUUAUGUAGUAGUGUCGAUAAAUUUCGGCCGGAGUCAUGUGUGGUCAUUGGCAACUACUACUCACUAUUGUCUCUACACGAAAAGGCCGUCCAAUACUUCCGACGAGCAUUGAUGCUGGAUCGUUCUUGCUUAUCAGCUUGGACGCUAAUGGGGCAUGAGUACGUCGAACUUAAGAAUACGCACGCUGCUAUUGAGUCGUACCGCCGGGCUGUAGAUGUUAACCGAAGAGAUUAUCGCGCAUGGUAUGGAUUAGGACAGACGUACGAAGUGCUGGAAAUGCACACGUAUGCACUGUGGUAUUUCAAGAAGGCGGCCGGGCUCAGACCGUGGGAUGGGAAAAUGUGGAUGGCUGUUGGUUCAUGCCUCCAGCGUAUGAAUCGAAACCAGGAUGGAAUCAAGGCACUCAAGCGGGCAUUGCUUGCCGAGAGUUACUAUGAUUCGGGUAGCAGUUUCGGCAGCGGCGAAACACCGGGUAGCAUCCGAGGUGCGCACAUGGAUCCGGAGAUUUUACUACAGAUCGCGAGUAUGUAUGACAGCAUUGGCGAGGAAGAAGACGCCAAGGCAUACAUGGAGAUGUGUGUGGCACAGGAGGAUGGCGGGGCGGGCGAGAGCCAGGGCGAGAGUAUCGCGAUCCAUAACGACUCUCCGGGCGAUGGAUCAGAUGAUGAAGGUGACCAUGGAAGACGCGGAGAGGGGGGUACGGGGGUUACGGCUGCCACGAGCAAAGCCCGAAUGUGGCUUGCACGCUAUGCAAUGAGGACCGAAGACUACGAUACGGCGAACCGCCUAGCGAGCGAACUAUGCCAAGAUGGUGUCGAAGUCGAGGAGGCGAAAGCACUUAUACGAGAAGUUAGGUCCCGGAUGAAGGCUAAUGGGCCAGGUGAGCCAUCUGAAGGAUAACUUAAUAAGUAUUGAUGGUGACUGGUGUAUGAGGAACUGAGAUGAUUGGAAGCUAAUGAUUCGAAUACGAAUUACGAUAUCCAUGAACAUUAAUGAAAUCACUAUACUGAGGACAUAAGGCCGAACUUUAUACGGGGGGUUAAAUUUUGCCUCUUUUUACGAAUCAUACAGCCUUCAAAUCUCUGCGGCUUCUUGGGGGAGGCUUAUAUAAUGUGAGAUCUUAUGGUCGUAAAUGGGUCUCAGCCGUUUUUAAAAACUUAAGCGACUCAACGAACUGCUCACAGCAACGUAACAUGUACACGCCACGACUCCAUGGGUAUGGCAUCAAAACUGCCUACCUAAGUAACCUACGAGAAGAGGUUGAUUACCAACUUUAUACUCUCGGUGCAAACUUCUCGUAUUUAAAGACCCAGGUAA